UAAACAACGAUAAGUUUUUUCAACGUCACACAAAAGAUGUAAAAUCAAAGAAAAAUAAAAAAUAAUAAAAGAAAAAAAAUCGAAAUACAAAAAUUAUACCUCCUCCAUCCAAACUCUAUCAAACAUCAGGCCGCGGCUUAGCGCAAUAAUCUCUCUGAUACGAGUGUGUUUUUUAUUUUUUUGAUUUUUUAUAUUUUCUAUACACAAAAAUUCUGUUUGUUUUAUCGCUCCAAACUCAUAGCGGAAAACAUUAAACAAAAAGAUUAAAAAAAGCAUUCUCUUAUCGCUCGUCUUGGUGCUAAAAAAGCUAAAGUGCUGACUCGGCUGACUAAUAAAAAAAAAUUUUGCAUUUUCUUUUUUUGAAAUAAGAUUUGUUUUUAUAAAUAAUAUAAAAACGCUUCAAAAUGAUGGACGGAACUGAUGAAGCCACUGGCAUAGAGAAUCUAACCAUCUCAAGUAAUCAGACUUUAGAUAUAGCCUCAUCAUCUAGUCCUUUAGUUGCACCUUCACAAGGAGCGGGGCCAGGAGCAGUUGGUGGAGCGAACCCUGGUGAUUCAGCUUCAUCAACAGCAGCAGGGCAACAGGCGGCGGCUACGCCUCCUCAACAACUCUCAGAAAAUAGCCUCCUCGUAGACAUAUCGGAUGCUCUCAGUGAGAAGGAUAAAGUUAAGUUUACUGUGCACACAAGAACAAACUUGCCAGGCUAUAGCAAGUCAGAUAUGCUGGUAGUUCGACAGCAUGAAGAAUUCGUUUGGCUGCAUGACCGUUUUGAAGAGAAUGAGGAUUAUGCUGGUUAUAUUAUUCCACCAUGUCCGCCAAGGCCAGAUUUUGAUGCAUCGCGAGAAAAAUUGCAGCGGUUGGGUGAAGGCGAAGGCAAUAUGACUAGAGAAGAAUUUAAAAAGAUGAAAUCGGAAUUAGAAGCUGAAUACCUUGCAACAUUUAAGAAAACUGUAGCAAUGCACGAAGUAUUCUUAACACGUCUCGCCCAACAUCCAGUUUUUCGCUUAGACCAACACUUAAAAGUAUUUCUCGAAUAUGACCAAGAUUUGUGUGCCAAACCACGCAAGAAAAUGGCACUCUUUGGUGGCUUUGUUAGAUCGUUAGGCAAGACAACCGAUGAAAUUCUAUUGGGAGCAACUGUUCGUGAUGUGAAUGACUUUUUCGAAAAUGAAUUGCAAUUCCUUUCGGAAUAUCAUGGUCAUUUGAAAGAAGCAGCAGCUCGAACAGAAAAAAUGACACAAAAACACAGAGAAGUAGCCGAGUGUCAUCAGAAGGUUUCGAAUUCUUUGAUGCAAUUAUCAAUAGCAGAGAAGGGCACAAUGGAAACAUUUUAUGCUAAAACUGCUGAAGUUUUUGAAAAAAUUAAGCAUUUCGAAUCCAGAGUAGCCAGUGAUCAAGAUUUAAAACUUGGCGACACUCUCAGAUAUUACCAAAGGGAUAGUGAUGCUGCAAAAGCAUUACUUAUUCGUCGUUUAAGAUGUUUGGCUGCGUAUGAAGCAGCCAAUCGUAAUCUCGAAAAAGUUCGAGCGAAAAACAAAGACGUCCAUGCGCCUUUGGAAGUACAAGAGGCUGAAGCAGCUCAAGCUGAAGCGUGCGAAAAAUUUGAAUCAAUAUCUGCCUGCGGCAAAGAAGAACUUGUAAGCUUUCGCAAUCGUCGUGUAGCAGCUUUUAAAAAAGGUCUCGUAGAGUUAGCUGAAUUGGAAAUCAAACAUGCAAAGGCGCAAUAUGAAUUCCUACGUCAAUCCUUGAAUGCUCUUAAAGAACUUUAAUAAUCUUAACUAAUUCAAGUCCUUUGGAGGAACAAAAACAACAACAACAAAAAUACAACCAACAAAAACAAAAAAAAAAACAAGAAAUAAUAUUUAUUCUAUUCAAAGAUUAUCACUGUUAUUGUCUUAAA
This is a messenger RNA of Episyrphus balteatus (marmalade hoverfly), 1900 nucleotides long. RefSeq names its product sorting nexin-6 (gene Snx6). The transcript is spliced from 8 exons. Lineage: Eukaryota; Metazoa; Arthropoda; Insecta; Diptera; Syrphidae. Gene Ontology annotation, biological process: phagosome-lysosome fusion involved in apoptotic cell clearance. The coding region runs from base 405 to 1769 and encodes 454 amino acids. The record is from RefSeq and is a predicted model, not a curated record. Gene Ontology annotation, molecular function: phosphatidylinositol binding.